Molecule: messenger RNA, 3548 nt
Organism: Salvia hispanica
Lineage: Eukaryota; Viridiplantae; Streptophyta; Magnoliopsida; Lamiales; Lamiaceae
Biological process (GO): telomere maintenance
Cellular component (GO): nucleus
Source: RefSeq, a predicted model, not a curated record
CUAAAUCCAACUAAGAAGAAUCUAUCUAUCAAGAAAUGGGGGAUUAUAGAGAGCAGAUUGAUGAGAUCAAUGGCCUUUUACUAUCAGAUGACAAAGCUCGGGCAUACUCGAAUCUACUACAAUUGCAGGAAAUAUCGACCGCCGAUUCUUCCGCCGUGGAGGCACUCGCCGGUUCAUCUAGCACCAUCAUAUCCUCCCUCGUCGCGGAUAUAUCCUAUAAUGAUGAAGAAAUAGCUGCGCAGGCUUUGAAGUGUUUGGGUUUUAUGAUUUACCACCCUGCUGUUGUGGCUUCCAUCGGAGGUCGCGAUGCUGAUGUACUAAUUGACUCCCUGGUUAAGGUCAUCACAACAACUAAAAUCAAGACUGUAUGCAAUUUAGGUGUGUGGUGUAUAUCAAUCCAACAAUUGAGUUCAUCCAUGUUGGAUCAACACUUGCAUUCUUUGCUAAGGGCAGUUACAUAUGCCCUUGACAAUCCAAUCGGUUCACUUUCAAUAACUUUUGAGGCAAUGCAGGCUGUGGUGAAGUUGGUAUCUUCGUUGACAGAACAAAUGAGAGAGACUUCAAGUUUGUGGAUUCCACCAAUUUAUAGAAGGCUUGUCAGUCUUGAUAAAAGAGACAGAGAUAUGUCAGAGAGAUGUUUGCUGAAGAUUGGGCCCUUAAUAUUUCCUCCACCAGUUUCUCUCUCUAAGGCACUUGCUGUGGAUAUGAAGAAGAAAUUGCUCGGCGCUAUUAAAGAGUUGUUGGGCCAAGGCAUGAAGAUUCCUUGUCUGCAGGCAUGGAGAUGGUUUAUUCGUUUGCUUGGGCCACAUGCUUUGAAAACUAAACAUUUGGUUAAUGAAAUGUUGGAAAUUCUGAAGCUUACUUUCUCAGAUUAUGACUCACAAAUUCAGAUUGCAUCCCUGGUCGCCUGGGAAGGCCUCAUUGAUGCUUUAAUUGAGCUUGUAGUUCUCAACAACACCGAGGCUGAAGCUGAGAGAAAUUUAAAAAAGAUAAAGCUUAUAAUGGCACCCCUCAUAGGAAUUAUGUCAAGUAAAUGUGAUGUAUCUGUUCAGGCUUCCUGCUUGAGCACAUGGUCUUAUCUACUACACAAACUUGAAGAUUCUGUUAACUGUCAGUCACUGAUCAUAACAGUCUGGGAGCCUAUUAUAGAAGUGGUCUUCCAAGCUGGACCAGAUAAUAAGAACAUCUGGUUGUGGAAUUUCUGUCUGGAUCACUUACACUCUCUACUACGUGGAGUAAAUCAGCAAGCAUCUGGCAAUCAACAUAACAAGGAACCACUACUUUUACCUGAUAAAAGUUCCGUAAACGGUCAUAUGGGUAUUGAGAAGUGCCAAUUAAGGCAUUAUCCAUUAAAAUGUUCACCUUGGAAGCUUUCUCAACUGGAGUUCUUAAUUAAAACAAUAACCAUCAUUGUAGAUCGAGGAUCAAAUGAGAGUGUUGAUCCUGAAUUUAGAGAACUGACAAGUAAUGCAGCUCUAAGGUUAUUCGGAUGUCUGCUAGAAGCAGUUCAGAGAGCUUUCAGAUGUGUAUCCAUUACAUAUGACAAGGUUAUGCAAUCUCUUAAUACUUUAUUCGGAUUCCUGGAGAAAAUGUGUGAUAACAUGACUUCAAAAGUUGAUAACAACUACUAUGAUCCUCACAUAUGCCUUCAAUUUGUAAAGAUGGUGACUGAGAGAUUAGAACCCUCCAUUCUUGAGUCUCCUCUCUACAAGGUGGGAUCAGAGCUUAAGUGCAUUAAAAACAUGGAACUUGCUACUGAGACUACACAUGGGUUGGUGGCAGAUAUCUGCUUUAGGGGUCUCGACGAUAAGGUUCUUCCAGUUGUAUAUCUGAGUAACAACUAUUUUUCUGUAGUUGCAAAGUCAUUAUCAAAUGCCCCUGAGUGUGAAUCUGUGUUUGAGCAUUUGCAAGGAUAUCUGAAGUUUUUGUUAACUUCAUACAACCCUCAUGAAAUUCUUCAUGCGCUUACUUGUUCACUUUAUAAGAACAUCAGGCUUAACACCUUACAGAGCUGGGUAGUUGUAGCUAACUGUUUUAAAGAAUUGAUAGAUGGCAAAAAGGAUCCGUCACUAUUGAGAAUGGAGACUGACAACAUUGGUUACUCUAUUUUAUUGCGCCUCUUGUCGUAUCCAUUUGCUUUGCUGUCAGUCUCUGAUAUAAAUCCUGAGGUCCAGACUGUCGUGGAUGCAUGGGAUUUGCUUUAUGUGUCUGUUGACAGAGCCUCACAAUGUCUCCAUCUCCCUGCCAAGAGUUUCUCUGUAGAUCUUUGUGCAGUACUAAAUGGACUCAUCGAUCAAAUUGCAUCAGUUGACACCAGAAAUGAGCUGAAAGAAAAUAAAUGCAGUGAUGAAUUUGUUCUACUCUACGGGAAUGUUAUGAUAUGUGUCAUGAAGCAAAUGGUUUGGGGUAUGAGGUCGGAAGCCAGACAUUAUAUGGAUUCUGAAUUCAGAAAAUUCGGCUUCACGAGCUGGAUGUUAUUAGCAGCUCGGUUUAUGAAGCUUUUCUGGAUGAAUAUACACAGAACUGGCCAAUCCCUUCUCUCUGUGGCUUCAAGAUUUCUGGAGGAAUUAGUCAAAUUUGUUGCAUGCCUACACCACAAGGAAGAUGUUCUGAUAUUGGUUGAGGCCGUAUCAAGCCCAUUGCUCGAAUGGCUAUCCGAAAUGCAUCUUCUCGACAGCAAUUCUAGUCAUAAUCUUCAGAUUUUAUGGUCUCAAAUGCUGAAAUGUUUGCAGCAAGGUCAGCCAUCAGUCCAGUUCGAUUCUUCAUUCCUCAAUUUCCAGGCGCCGCUCCUUGAAAGAACUCUCGAUCACCCUAAUUCAGUCAUCUCCGCAGCCACAACUAAUUUCUGGAAUUCAACUUAUGGCCUCCAAAGCAAGCUUGAAUUUCCUAAAGCCUUAGUUCCGACAUUGGACAAGCUGUCCAGAAACGGUAAAUUAAAAAUAUGCAGCAGAAAUCACUACGCUACCAGCAGCCUAGACAAAUACAAGGUGACGAAUACUCUAAAGAAAUGCUCAAAGAGAGUUGAAAUGUUGAGCAAUCCUGGUCACGGAUCAAAGGGCUGUGAAAAUAUUAAUCUGGGAGCAAAAAGAAAACGUGGUGAACUGACAGAACACCAGAAAGAGGUGAGACGAGCACAACAAGGACGCACAAGAGAUUCCAGCGGGCAUGGCCCUUGUAUCCAGACUUACACUGCUCUCGAUUUCUCUCAAGGAAACGAAGAAUCUCAAGAUAGCCAGAGAUGAUGAGAGAAGUUUGGUCAUGUGAAUUUUGAGUGAUUUUUUAGUUUCCAGAUUGCAGUUUACUUCAAGCUGUAUAUGAUAGCACCAGACAACUGCAAUCUGUUAAAUUAAAUGAGUUUUAGUAAACUAGUUAGAUAGGUGUUGGAAGUUGUAGUUGCAAGUUAUAAGUCUUUAUCCAUGCAAAAGGUUUCAUUAGUGGGAUGCUUCUUUCUACUUAUUUAACUUAACUAUACAUAUUGUAGUUCUGAAUUGGCUAAUUUGAUGAACUUUUUUCUUUUUUGGUUAUAUUUGGUGUUCAUUCAUUUUCAA